UGCUCAAAGUCAUAGGGAUUUUUUUUCCCCAUUUUCUCAGUGUUAAAACCGACGACGAGAGGACGGAUCUGGUCAACGGCAUUUGACCGUAGAAACGAUUACAAAGUAGGGAUAAGAAUGUAAUUAAGCCUUGUUUAUGUGCUUUCCUUUCUUAUACAUAAGGUCUCAGUUUGCUUCUUUAUUUCCUCUCUUUAUCCCCUUGAGCCGCUAAGGGAAAGAGAAGAGAAGAGAAAUGAGAACAAGGAGAGGACUUUGUUACCCAAGAGCUGAUGUUUGUGUAGACAAGAUAGUAGUUAAACGGAGGGAUUUCGCUGGUGAUAAUAUGGCUUGUCGGAAACGGCGAAGAUUCACGCCGGAGGUUGUCGGAAAGAGUGACUUUUUUGAUGCUUUACCCGAUGAUCUUGUCGUUUCCAUACUCAGCAAAUUGAGCUCUACCGCUCGUUGCCCUUCGGAUUUCAUCAACGUUUUGAUUACAUGCAAGAGAUUAAAUCGUUUAGCGCUCCAUUCUCUGGUAUUAUCUAAAGCCUGUCCAAAAACGUUUGCCAUUAAAGCCAAAAACUGGACCGACUCAGCUCACCGGUUCUUGAAGACUUGUGCUGAUGCCGGAAAUGUUGAAGCUUGUUACACUCUCGGCAUGAUUCGUUUCUACUGUUUGCAAAAUCGAGGGAGUGGAGCCUCUCUUAUGGCUAAGGCGGCGAUUAGCUCCCACGCGUCGGCGCUUUACUCGUUAGCUGUGAUUCAGUUCAACGGAAGCGGCGGCUCUAAAAGCGAUAAGGACCUCAGAGCCGGUGUGGCUUUGUGCGCUCGAGCUGCUUUUCUUGGCCACAUCGACGCCCUGCGUGAGCUCGGCCACUGCCUGCAGGAUGGGUACGGCGUCCGACAAAACAUUGCUGAGGGCCGUCGAUUUCUCAUCCAAGCCAACGCCCGGGAGUUAGCGUCGGUUUUAUCAUCAGAAGCUGCUUCUAACGUCUCUACGCGCUCUUGGCUCUCUUGGAGCCCACACCCGAUCCCGCAUCCCAACCAUCGACAUCCAUCCCUGCCGGGGUGCCCGUUGCUGAGUGAUUUUGGAUGCAAUGUGCCAGCGCCGGAGGCGCAUCCGGCUAGCAGGUUCUUAGCGGAGUGGUUUGGCGCUCGAGGAGGGAUGGCUGGCCCGGGGUUGAGGCUAUGCUCGCACAUUGGUUGUGGAAAGCCGGAGACAAGAAAGCACGAGUUUCGCAGGUGUUCAGUUUGUGGGGCAGUUAAUUACUGUUCACGAGCUUGUCAGGCGCUUGAUUGGAAGCUGCGCCACAAAGCCGAGUGCGCGCCGGUAGAGCGGUGGCUCGACGAAGAAGGUGAUGGUGGCGAGGGAAACGGAGCGGUUGAUGAGAACAAUGGUGUCAUCGCCGAAAGCUAGAAAUGGUAACGGCCCAUGGUAAUUUAUCAGUUUUAAGGCCAUUAAAAAUGAAAAAGUGGAAACGGAAGAAACGAGGCCAGUUUUGGUGGAAAUUUAGUAAAAAAAAUUUUACCAUGGUUUGUUGAAACGGCGGAAUUUACCUUUCCCCUUGAUCGUAUAAGGGGUAAAUCGGAAAAUUCAGGUUUUUUUUUUUUUUAAAUCCUUUUAACUUUCUUUUUGUACUAUAGAGCAAUGUUCGCCUAAAUUUCGGUAAAUUAAAAUUCAAAAUCCAGUAAUUUUCUAGGAGUAUUUAUUUCCAUUUAUUU
Molecule: messenger RNA, 1698 nt
Organism: Durio zibethinus
Lineage: Eukaryota; Viridiplantae; Streptophyta; Magnoliopsida; Malvales; Malvaceae
Product: F-box protein At1g67340-like
Molecular function (GO): protein binding
Source: RefSeq, a predicted model, not a curated record